Lachancea lanzarotensis is the source of this 876-nucleotide messenger RNA. It is a transcript of the gene FES1, whose product is annotated as LALA0S09e03884g1_1. The coding region runs from base 1 to 876 and encodes 291 amino acids. Lineage: Eukaryota; Fungi; Ascomycota; Saccharomycetes; Saccharomycetales; Saccharomycetaceae. The transcript has a single exon. Gene Ontology annotation, molecular function: protein binding. The record is from RefSeq and is a predicted model, not a curated record.
AUGGAAAAGCUGCUGCAUUGGUCGGUCGCCAACUCUCAAGGAGACAAAGAAGCUGUGGAAAAAGCUGGACAACCAGAUCCAAAAUUAUUGCAACAACUGUUUGGAGGCGGUCUUGAUGAGCCGGCUUUGAUGAAGCAGGCUAUUGUGGUGAUAACCAAUCCGGAGGCUGAGUUAGAGGCGAAAUUGAUCGCUUUUGACAAUUUCGAAAUGCUGAUUGAAAACCUGGAUAAUGCCAAUAAUAUCGAGAAUUUGAAACUCUGGGAACCUUUGAUUGGCGUUCUACAAUCACCGGAACCUGAACUGAGGGCAUUCACAUUGUCUGUUAUUGGUACUGCGGUUCAAAAUAACACUAACUCUCAAGAGAACUUCCUAAAAUACGAACAAGGGUUGCCUCAGCUCAUACAGAUAGCCAAAAAUAAAAACGAGAAAACAGACGUUAGAACAAAAGCGUUUUACGCCCUAUCGAACCUUUUGAAGCAUAAUAAAGAGUCGUAUUCCAAGUUCAAUAAGCUUCGUGGAUUAGACGUGAUAGCCCCAGUACUGAGCGACCCUAAUGCAACGGACAAAUUAAAACUACGAGUCCUUUCUGUGGUUACUGCCGUAAUGACCAGCACAAUGAUUGAUGCAGAUUUCAUGCAAAAACUAAGGGACGAAAGCAUUUUGCAGACUUCGCUAAAAUUUCUACAUUCGGGAAGCAACAUAUACAUUAUUGACAAAGUGUUGAACUUUCUGUCUCAAUUGAUAAAUGGUGGGGAAAGGUUCGACGAAUCUGAGGUCACCGUGCUAAAAUCUGGCUUACAAGACAUUGCAAGUUUGGAGGAGCGUGUCAACGAAGAUGAUUACAAAACGGUCAAGCUUGCCAUGAACAACUAUUAG